Molecule: messenger RNA, 1179 nt
Organism: Capronia coronata CBS 617.96
Lineage: Eukaryota; Fungi; Ascomycota; Eurotiomycetes; Chaetothyriales; Herpotrichiellaceae
Exons: 2
Coding region: 1-1179 (392 amino acids)
Biological process (GO): inosine salvage; nicotinamide riboside biosynthetic process; nucleotide metabolic process
Molecular function (GO): magnesium ion binding
Source: RefSeq, a predicted model, not a curated record
AUGGCGAGAUCCGCCCGUCAGAGAUAUGCUGAGAUCUUUCGAGAUGUGGAGGAUCUGAUCCUGGACCACAUCAAUCGCCAAUACACGUCCCAUCCCAACUCCAAGCUCAACAUGUUGGUCCCUACAAUCUCACCGUUCUUCACACCUCUUGCUCUCGAAGACGCCUUCUACCAUCAAGACUCCAUCCGGGCGAUCUCUUCGAGACGGUUUGUCGCCCCGUCGUUCAAUGAUGUCAGGCUGAUCCUCAAUACCGCGCAAAUCCUGGCCAUGAUCCAACCGAAGCCGUAUCGCUUUCUGAGACCCAAGAUCAGUCCGGGGCUGGAGCUACUCACUUUCGAUGGUGAUGUGACUCUUUAUGAGGACGGGGCAUCCCUCCAUUCGCCCGAGUCGGAUCCGGUCAUUCUCCGCCUGCUACAUUUCUUGUCCCAAGAUGUGCGCAUCGGCAUCGUCACAGCUGCAGGCUAUACGCAGCCGAAAAACUACUUUGAUCGACUGUCUGGUCUGCUCCUCGCUAUUCGAUCAUCGACACAGCUGACCUCCGCCCAAAAGACCAAUCUCAUCAUCAUGGGCGGCGAAUCCAACUUUCUCCUGGUCUUUGACGAGCAAGCCGAAUACUGUCUACGAUAUAUCCAUCGACGGGAGUGGGUGCUGGAUGCCAUGAAGGACUGGUCUGAGCCGGCAAUCCAGUCACUACUCGACGUGGGGGAAGCGGCGUUUCACUCUUGUAUACGCACGCUACAUCUACAAGCCAAGGUGCUCCGGAAAGAACGGGCGGUGGGGAUAUACGCCGCCGACCAGUCCAAGAAACUCACCCGCGAGCAACUGGAAGAGACGGUUCUAGUGGUGCAGCAAAUGGUGGUGAGUUCCCUGUCCACAAGAGGCUCGGAGCAACCGCCACCUCACGCGCACAUCCCGUUUACCGUAUUCAAUGGAGGCGCGGAUGUUUUCCUCGAUGUCGGCGAUAAAUCGAUGGGAGUUCAGUCGUGCCAGAAGUGGUUUGGCGGGAUCCCGCCGUCUAGCACUCUCCAUGUCGGUGACCAGUUCUUGAGCGGCGGCGGGAAUGACUUCAAAGCGCGAAGUGCGUGUUGUUGUGCGUGGAUUGCUAAUCCGGCCGAGACAGUGGCCUUGUUGGAUGAGAUGAUAGCUCUGGGAGACAGACAACGAGGGAGUGAGGGAUGA